CUGCUUGAAAUGGAGCCUCCCUUUGAUAUAAGUAAUCUCAUUGAACAAAUGUACAAGGAAAUAAAAUCUUUGGAAGUAACUGUUAACCAAGGCAUUCCUGACAUGCAGACAGAGGAAUGUGCAAUUAACCUGUGGAACUGGGGAGUCACUAAGAAAUCUGAAGAUUCUAUCACAAAAAUGGAACAAGCUAUGGUGCGGCAUAUAUCAUGCAGGCUUGGCUACUGGUGUCAAGGUUUGGAGCCAUCUGAAGAAAUUGUGGAGAGAAACAUUUUGAUGGCUAUGAAGACUGGAAAAGGCUGGAUAGAUGCUGGGACACCUGAAACUGGAACUGAAUUUCUUGAAAUUGCCCUAAAUAAUUUGGAAAAAUUUUAUUCCAUGAUGACUCAAAGGAGCACUCAAGAGACAGAUGUGAACUUGCAUAAAGCCCAUGUGGAACGGGAUAUUUUUAAAGUGUUAACAUAUCAGGUUGAAGCUGCAGUGUAUCUGGAAAAUUUUGAAUUGGCUUCACAUUUGAUUCAAAGAUGCAAAGAUAUGUUACAGAGACAACCAAAUAAGGCUUCAUACCUGUCUAUACUGUGCUAUAACUUUGGAGUAGAGAUGUAUGAAAAGAAGUUUUUUGAUCAAAGUUCCUUUUGGUUAAGCCAGAGUUAUGAGAUUGGGAAGACAGAUAAGAGAUAUAACACUGGACAUGAAAUGCAGGCCAAAGUUCUUAGAUUACUUGCUACAGUCUAUCUGGAAUGGGACUGCAGAAUUCACAAUGACAAAGCACUUAAUGCCAUUCGAUUAGCUAAUGAGGAACACUUGCAUCCAUCUGGUCUUUUUCUGAAAAUGAAAAUCCUUCUCCAUUGCUCUUUGCCUGAUGAUGUCAUCAGCAUGGCAGCCGUAGAGAUGCUGUGCCAUGAACUGUCAUUGGAUAUUUACCUGAACACAGUUAAACUACUUAUGAAGCACAAUAGGGAUUCUGUUGGAUUUGAUUUCCUCAAAAUGGUCUGUAAUCACUUUGAACAAUCUCCUGAUAUUGGGAAGGCUCUACUUCUGCAAAUUGAACUUUUACUGAAGAGGGGGAAGGAAUUUCUUGCACGACAAAAAGUGGAAGAUUUAAUCACAGGGCACUACACAGGAAAACAACUGCCUGUAGACAUGUUGAACCAUUUGCAUCUUAUCUUGUGGGAUUGUGCAACCAAAAGUUUUGAGUUCAAAAAUUAUUCUGAGGCAUUGCAAUGGUACAACUAUUCUCUAAGUUUUUAUGCUGCAAAUCAUAAUGAUCCCAACCUUGCUAAACUUCAGAGGAAUCGGGCCUCCUGUUUUCUAUACCUUAACGAGCCAUUAAAGGCAAAGGAAGCUGUAAUUGCAGCUGAGAAGUGUGAAAAAGGCAGCAUCUUCACUCAAUUCAUCUCAUAUAAAAUUGCAAUUAAAGAGAAUGAUGACUUAGAAGCUACAAAUGCUAUCUCAGCUAUGGGAAAUAUGGCAGAUCAGACAGACAUGGAGAUGCUUUUGGAGGAAAACUGUUCAGCAAUAGAUCUGCUCAGCUUAGCAGCACAAAUAGCUCUAGACCACCUGCACAGAGUAGCAGGAACCCAGGAGCAGAAACCAUAUUGCAGACCAUGGACGCAGAAGGUGACAGCUUGGAAUUUGGCUGUACAAACUGAGGACUCCCCACUAAUGAUGAAAGACUGCUUUCUUCUUUCUUACAAGAUUUCCUUGCACUGCCCUUGUGACAGGACAGUGCUAGUAGCUCAAAAGUCAUGUUUAUUAAUGGCGGCAUCAGUUGACCUCGAAAUGGCUAGAAAUACCACUUGCCACUCUGAACAGGUUCAGCUGCUAACUAAAUCACUGGAGAAUAUUAAACUGUGUCGAGAGGUUUGGAUUAUCUUACAGUCUACUGGUACAGUAUUUUAUAACCCUACUGAGAUCAUUUUGCUUCUUUUUGAGUUCGAAGUAAGAGCAAAAUUAAAUGAUCCAGGGCUAGAGACUGUAUUGGAGUCAGUGUGGAAUUUGUCUAUCCUGGACACUAAAACAUUGGAAUCUAUUGCAUCUCUAUCAAUGGAAGUUCCAGCAUAUUAUCCAUCAAUUUGCAAGAAAGUAUUAUUGGCUGCUUUAAAUCUGCAUAAGAAGCAGGACUCAUUGAAUGUCUACAGAAUAAGUAAAUGCCUACAUAGUCUAAUAAAGUUGACCUUACCUGAAAGGUCUGUGGAGCUAGAAAAUUGUGACAAAGAGGAAGCAUGGCGGUAUUAUCAAGAGGCACUUACCAUUAUUUCCACUUAUGAAAACUAUCCAGGGGCAGAAAUCCUAUGGCUGAUGACUCAUGCAUGGAACACAGGGAUUUACCAGUAUGGUGAAGGGAAAUACUCAGAUGCUGCACGCUGGUGUUCACUGGCACUAUCUUUUCUAAGUUAUUUGGGAUCCUUGAAGGGCAGUUAUGAAAGUAAGACCAAUGGACUCUGUGAACGGUUCAAUGGCACCCUCAAACAGAUGCUAAAGACCUUCGCAGAGUCCCACAGGAAUCGGGAAAAGUAUCUUCCCCACCUUCUGUUUGCCUACCGCGAAGUGCCCCAGGCAUCCACGGGGUUUUCCCCCUUCGAACUCCUGUUCAGGAGAAAAGUCUGGGGCCCUCUGGAUCUCGUACGGGAGCACUGGGAGGGCAACACGGAUGAGGGGGGAGUACCUGUCGUCCAGUAUGUUCUGGAGUUCCGGGACCGAUUGCGGGCUCUCACCGAAUCCGUUCGGGAGAGCCUGCGGGCGGCCCAGGAAUGCCAGAGGAAGUGGUACGAUAGGGGAGCCAGAGAUAGGGUACUAGACAUAGGGCAGAAAGCGUUGGCCCUGAGACCCGGUAAAAAGGACAAGCUGCAAGCGGCCUGGCAGGGACCCUUUAAGGUGGUAGAGCGCAUAAGCGAUACCACCUAUAUUGUGAGCAAAUGUUCAGAUGAAAGGCUGACCAAAGCUUUUCAUGUAAACAUGCUCAAGCCCUAUUUUGAGAGACCGGAAGAUUUCAAGGUUAUGCCCUUUGAGAUGAAGAAUGCCCCGGCUACUUUUCAGAGGAUGGCCGAUAGGCUCUUGGAGGGGUUCCAGGACUUUGCAUGUGCGUAUCUAGAUGAUAUUGCCAUCUAUAGCCGCACAUGGGAGGACCACCUGGGUCACGUGUCCAGGGUACUAAAACGAAUUCAUCUUGCAGGUCUCACCUUGAAACCGGACAAAUGCCAUGUAGGCAUGGCCGAGGUGCAAUAUCUCGGCCACAGGGUAGGUUCUGGUAGGCAGCGUCCAGAGCCGGCUAAAGUAGAGGCCAUAGCUAAUUGGCCCCAACCCCGUACCAAAACCCAUGUAUUAGCCUUUUUAGGGACGGCCGGUUACUACCGAAUAUUUGUCCCAGAGUAUAGCGCCCUGGCCAAACCUCUCACCGACCUUACCAAAAAGGCCGUACCAAAACAGGUAACCUGGACCCCAGAGUACCCGGACGCUUUCCAGAGACUUAAAGCAGCAUUAAUCGAGGCUCCUGUGUUGGCAGCACCCAACCACACUAAACUAUUUCUUGUCCACGCAGAUGCCUCCAUGUUUGGGUUGGGAGCCGUGUUGAGCCAAGUGGGGGGGGACGGCAUGGAACACCCGGUGGUAUACCUCAGCCGUAAACUUUUGCCCAGAGAGGUCAGCUAUGCCACCGUGGAGAAAAGUGCCUUGCCCUAG
Molecule: messenger RNA, 3678 nt
Organism: Bufo bufo (common toad)
Lineage: Eukaryota; Metazoa; Chordata; Amphibia; Anura; Bufonidae
Gene: TEX11
Product: testis expressed 11
Exons: 26
Coding region: 10-3678 (1222 amino acids)
Biological process (GO): male meiosis chromosome segregation; synaptonemal complex assembly; reciprocal meiotic recombination
Cellular component (GO): central element
Molecular function (GO): protein binding; nucleic acid binding
Source: RefSeq, a predicted model, not a curated record